UCAGGUCAAUAAAAGUCUAGCUGUAGAAUGGAACACAUUGCCGAUGAACUGGAAAGGUUGAGGAGUAGUGAACAUUGUGAAAAAGGUGAAUGUGAGUAUGAAUUUAAAAGUGAAAAUGACGAGAAGGAAGGAAGCAGAUUUUAUCUCGUUGCCAGCAUUUUCACAGUUACUUUGUUGACUUUUGGAGCGGGAGCUCACAUAGCGUGGGCUUCUCCUACGAUACCAAGGUUAAAAUCCAAAGAUGCCACAAUAAAUCCUUUGGACGAACCAGUUUCGGUUAGUGGCAUUUCGUUUAUAGUUGGGUCCUUCUACAUUGGAUCACUUGUAGUAUGCCUCGUUCCACCUAGGGUACUUGACAGCUAUGGGCGCAGGCCUGCGAUGGUGCUGAUAGCGACCUGCCUGUCAAUAGCUUCAGUAUUAGAAGCAUUUUCUAGAACCUGGUGGUUAUACUGCCUGUGUAGGAUGAUCAUUGGAAUGGGAAAAGGUGCUUGUUUUUACAUGAUACCCAUGUACAUUGGAGAAACGGCACGGAAAGAAAAUAGGGGAAGAUUCGUUCUUUUUAUAAUGGUAAUGCUUUUGGCUGGCAUGCUGUACUCUUAUACGUUAGGGCCCUAUUUUUCGACCAAAGUCUACACAUUACUCUGCUCAGCACCCCUUGUACUAUCUCUACUCCUCAUGUCGGUCUUUGUACCGGAAACCCCAUACUUUUUGGUGAGUAGGAAUAGGCCCAGGGAUGAGGUGGCGAAGAAUCUUGAGAAGCUGAGAUGCACAAAAGACAUUCGGAAGGAAAUGAAGCAGAUAGAAAGUGUUGUACAAGGAAAAAUGACAGAUGGUCAGCAGCAGAAGACCACCUACAUUAGUCUUUUCGAGGAUCGAAAAUGCAGAAAAGUUCUAUUCAUAAACACCUGCAUGAUGAUUUUCCACCUACUAGCAGGAGUAACGGUAAUACACGCUUUCCUGGGUCCCAUCGUUGACUUGGUAGGCAGCAACCAUUGGUCAGGCAACACUUGGGCCAUUUUGGUAGCAAGCAUCAAGCUUGUAAGUAGCUUUGCAGCUGCGGUAGUUGUUGACAGAUUUGGAAGGAAGCCUCUAAUGAUUGGGUCUUCAGUUUGUUGCGCAAUUUGUCAUUUUUUUCUGGGACUUUACUUCCAGUUACAGGCAAUGGGCUACAGCUUCGUGGAUCAACUAGCUCCGAUACCAUUACUUGCGAUCUUGAUCUUCUCCAUGGGAUAUUCUUUCGGCUUGGGGCCAGUGCCUUUCGCCUACGUAUCUGAACUGUUUCCACAGCAUGUAAAAAAUGUUGGAGUCCCCAUUUGCAUGGGCAUAGCUACUAUCUUCAACACAGCAAUUGCACUAACGUUUCCGUUUUUCAUGGAGUACUUGGGCAUGCAAUGGUGUUUCUGGAUCUAUGGAUUAAGCUGUGCAGGUAGUGCGAUCUUCACCAAAUGUGUAGCACCGGAAACCAAAGGGAAGACAUUGGAAGAGAUACAGUCGAUGUUGGACUCAUGAGUAGCUUGUGUCAUGAAAACACCUAAAUAUCUGUUAUAAUACCCAAUAUACAAGGGGGUUCUUUUUUGGCUUUUAUGUCAUAUAAGCUCUCAAACAUAACUUAGAUUUCAACAAAUGGUUAAGAUGAAAGAAUUGAAUCUAUUUCAUUUCAUUUUAGAGAUAUCAGAGAAAUAAUCUCCUGUCAAUUAAACAAUGACAAUGACAAAGAAUAUCAUAUAUAACAACCUAAGUCUCUAUAUCGUUACAUAAAAAAUACUAAUAAAACGUUUCUGUGGCCAAAUAAAGCCACAUAUGUAAAAAUUACUUUUUACUGACGUUUCGAUUAUAACAGUGGCCCUUUUCGGAGUAGAGGUAAAACAUGUAAUUUUGAAAAUGUCGUUGCAUUUGGCUAGGAAAACAUGGCAUCAGCAGGAACACCACAAGAUAUGUUCCACAUAUUAGAUUCGAAAGAUUAUAUUAGAUCCGUUUUGCAUACACCAGGAUUACUCCAAAAGUGAUGGUAGUAAUUAUGCGGAAGAUGUCAGCUGUCUUUUUAUACGUGAGAGAAUUCUAAUGCGAAUUUUCAUGGUAAACAUCUAUAGAACAUACGUGCGAACAGACAGAGAAUACUAGUAAGAGGGCUCUCAAACCAAGAAAAUGACAAUAAAUUGCUGCGUCAACAACAUCUUUAUAGUCAAUAUACGGCGCUCCUUGUGACAUUCAGAACAGAUAAAGUGAGGUUUUCUCAAAUAAAGGC
Acanthoscelides obtectus is the source of this 2245-nucleotide messenger RNA. The record is from the annotation of a GenBank genome assembly. NCBI's taxonomy places the organism in Eukaryota, Metazoa, Arthropoda, Insecta, Coleoptera, Chrysomelidae.